AUGGGUGUCAUACGAUAUUAUCCAGUAUGCGUCGGUCGCGAAAGGGGUAUGAAAAAAACGAAAAACGUCCGCCCUAAGAAGCCAUCAAACCGUCGAGGGCGUAUCACUAAACAAGCCAAAUUCACUCGUGACGUUAUCCGGGAGAUCGUUGGCUAUGCCCCUUUUGAGAAGCGUAUCCUCGAAUUGCUGAAGAACGAUAGAGAAAAGCGGGCGUUGAAGUUUGCCAAGAAGCGUGUUGGCGGAACGCGACGAGCUAAAAAGAAGAGGGAAGAGCUCAUGAAGGUCAUUAAAGCUAUGCGUACGAAGUAA
This is a messenger RNA of Echinostoma caproni, 309 nucleotides long. Lineage: Eukaryota; Metazoa; Platyhelminthes; Trematoda; Plagiorchiida; Echinostomatidae. The record is from the annotation of a GenBank genome assembly.